GACGACCGAUUCGGCGUGGACUGGAGUCGAGGGGUGGAACUGCAAGCCCCUGCCCACGCCCCCUCCCCUCAACCACCCCCGCGAGGGCUGGCCGCUACGCAGCGCCCCGGGCAUACCGCUAUCGAUCCGCCGACUCGCACCAUCCCACUCCGGGUCGUGCGGACCAUGCGCCCUGAGCGCCCCUCUCCACCCCGCCACGCCACGCCGCGAGGACACAGACACGGGACAAGCGCCUCUCGUCCAGGUCCGACUGAGGCUGCGUAGCGAUGGGCGUGCGCGUCGCCGCGCGAGGGACGACUUUUGGGACCUGAGCUCGCCGUCGAGGGGAUGACGUCGACCGCGCCCGCCGGUGGCGAUGGCGGCGUCGGCUCGCUGCCGGUGCCAGGCGCGGGCGCGGGCGUGGAGCCCCCCGAGGUGUCCGGGGCGGCGGCCGCGGGGCCGCCCAUCGGGCCGCCACAAACACCGGUGCUGUCCGUGUCGUGCCGAAUGCUGCGGUCGCCGUCACACGAGUCUGUGACCACGGACCUGUCCCUGCUGUCGGUGUCCUCCAUGUCGCUGGCCAACGACAUGAGGGGCCUCAGACUAGUGGGCUUCAACAAGCGGGGAGUGUCGCCCAAUCCGGACAGCAUCAGCCAGGUCUCCAUCACCCGCCCACCCGACAUCCCCGAGCUGCUGUGGUUCGAGGAGGAAAACGAGCUUAUACGGAGCUGCGCCGCCCUGUCGUCCGCGCUCGGGCUGCAACGCUCGUUCAGCACCAGCGACAUCGCCCAGCUUCCCGAGAACCAGGGCGCCAACGGCGGCGAGGGCGGGCUGCACGUGGGGUCAGUCCUCACGCUGGGGACGUACGGCGCGCUCACCAUCAACCAGGCCGGGCCCGAGGGGGACUCCCCGCCGACCAGUAUGCGGCCCAGCGUGUCGGAGCCGGCGCUCAACUCACUGCAGCGCCUGGGCUUCAUCAUGGAGCAGCACCAGCUCAACCGCACCUCCAGGUCCUGCUCCACGUGGGUAGCCGUCGGCGACGUGGUCUCCACCUCGCAGCUGCCCUCCCCGCACGGCGGCCACAGCCUAGUCGGCCCGUCCGGCGCCCUCGGGCAGGGGCCGCCGCCCGCCCCGGCGCCCACCCCCGCCACGCCGUCCUUCACCCCCGCAGACCUCAUUCGCUCUGUCAACAAAAAGGUUCGGCAGAACUACAUCAGGCGGCGACUGCUCAUGACGUACAAAGCGCUGGAGCGGCUGUCGCAGAGCGAGUUUAACCUGGACCGCCUGGAGGCGGCGGCCUCGGCCAGCUCGGCGGCGGCCUCCUCGCCCAUCCCCAGCAUGGGACCGGGCAGCAGCGCGCCUGGCUCGAGCAGGGGCGGCAGCGUGUCCGGCAGCCUGGCUCAGCCCGCGCCGCCCAGCGCGCCCAGCGGGCCCGCGCCCUCGCUGCUCACUGUCCCGGGCGGGCCACCGCCCGCGCGCCUCAGCGGCACGCUCUCGCCCACCUCCACAGUGAUGCGCGUCGUGAAGCACCGCGACCCCGGACACGCAGCCCACGGCGUGCACCCCGGGGCGCGCGCCUUCCCGCUGACGGUGCGCGACGUGGAGCGGUCGCAGGGGCGGCCCCUCUCCCGCUACGACCGCAACAUGAUGAUCUUCAACUGGCUCCACACGCUCGACGAUACCGACUUUGAAAAACUCGAGGUGUCCUCGUGAUCCCUGCCAUCUACUGUGUAUGUUAAUGUUGAUCUUUACAUUGGAUGGCACAAUUUGAAUACUGUCAUGAAAGAACUAUCACAUGGGCCUCCUUUCAAACAGAGAUUUUGCCCUCACCCACUCACCCAGUCAGGAAAGAUCAAUCAAAAGGCUGUCAAUUUGACGAAAAUUUGUCAAUUUGAUAAAAGUGUGUCCCCUAAUUUGAUUAUAUUUUGACGAAUUUUCGUCAAAUUGACGUCUAUUGGAUUAAUCUUUGCAGACUGGGUCAGUCGAUUAAGAAAAUAUUGCAUUUUUGUGAAUGUGGUAGUCUCUGAUAUCGAGUGUGUUCUCAUACUUACCCCAACACAAUACUACAGUAGUUUGUGUUAUUGAUAAUUUUGAAUCUGCGGAGCUCUAAAGCUGUGCAUUUAUUUGACAGUGCUGUUUUUGCCUUAUUUUUUCUGAUUCAGGGUUCCCACAAGUCUGGAAAACCCGGAAAGUCAGGGAAAUUAAAUACGGUCAGGGAAAGUCAAGGAAAUUGCUCAGACGGCCAUGGAAAUUCAAAUAUGGGCCGGAUUUGGGUCGCGCACAAAUUUUUUGUGUUUUUCUUUUUUGCUGUAUUAGAUCUUACGACGGAUUCCCUAUAAUAUAAUUGCAGAAAGUCAAGGAAAUUCUUUAAAUUUGGUAUGUCAUGGAAAAGUAAUGGAAAAUGCUACGAGCCAAAAUGUGGGAACCCUGUGAUUUGUAUGGGGAGGUAAAAGACAUUGAGUAUUUAUUAUUGAAGUUGGCUCUCUAGUUCAUGAACUUAACUUUUGUAGUAAGGGGAUCGCACAGAAAGUACGGCCGCUUUUGUGAGAUUCAUUCGCCAAAUACUAAAGCUUGGCGCCUGUGAGACUCGGGGUAGGCCACCCCGCAGUGCACGUAUGCACUGCAUUCAAGAUGUUGCCUGCCUCUCAGGCGCUCUCAGCUGAAUCUGGCAGGUUCGCAACGGCCAAUGAUCAACGUAUUUUCUGGAUGAUCCCUAACUCGUGAGAACUUUUGUGAGUUUUUGUUACAAUGUUCUAUGCCAAUUUGAAUGUGUUGCAUGAAAUGGAGUCACCUGUUCAAGAUUUUCAAGUAAAAGGUAGUCAGCUGUGUAUUCAAAUUGUAAGCCAUGACCAAAUUGUUGCUGAUUAAGUAUGAAAUUGACGUCCAUUAGAUGAGUGUAAAAGUGUGUGCCAACUUAUUGUCAAACCAUUUCAAAGCAUUUUAAGUUGCAGCUAUUUAUUUUAGUCCCAUGUUAAGCAGUGUCAGCAAUUGAGAACAAAUGUUAUGCAUGAGUGGCAAGAAAAUUCUAUUCUAUUUUACCAAACUGCCAAAACACUUUGAGAUUCACAGUAUAUCUCUGCAUUCUCUGCUUAGCAGGCUAUUAGAAAAGCUAUUGGCUUUAAAUUUGUGUGUAUUGAACUUGAGUAAACCCUCCCUCAUUCUGAAAUACUACUGCAAAUUUGAAAAUGUUUUCUUUUAUUUCUUUUGGACUUAUAACUGACCCAUAAGACUUUUUUUUAUAAAGAAGCUCAGAUUGAUGUUCCCCUCUCGUAGUAAAUUGUUUUGGUGUGAAGUCUCUCUCAACUAAGUAUAGGAUCACGAAAAGAUUUCUCUCCUCAAGGAGAUUUGACUGUCUAUUUUCUCCUUGUUAAACAGGUGUAAAAGUUUUUCUUGCCUGAUAUGUAUUUUGUUUUUUCUUUUCUCUCAAAUCAUUUUAGAUCUAAGAAUUUGUUAUUGAUUCAAGUCUCAUUUUCAAUUAUGUUAUACAAUGUUGAUUUUUUGAGUCUGUGAUUUAUGAAUUUGCUGCCUUUGGCGCUAAACUGUAAGUCUGCGUAAUUUCUGUCUUGAUGCUGUCAAGAAAGUUGUUUUCUCUUACAUCCAAGUCAAAUGUGCUUGUUAGCUUUACUUCUCAUACAUUGUUAAAAGCAGGCGCUGAAGUUAAUGAAUUGGUUCUAAUUUAAAUUUGACCAUUUUCAUAAAAUGCAAUUGUGAGAAAUUAUUUUGCAUUGAAAGAUGUAAAUAAUGAUGUAAAAUGAAGUUGAAUUUUGACUGGAAGGUAUUAUGUAAAGGCUAACUGUAAGUUUAUAAGUUGUUUUACUGUUUUUGUUUGAUCUGCUACUAGUAGUGUUCAGUUUUAAAUGCAUAUCAAAGAUGAUGUGAUUUGUUGAAAGCAGGACCUUUCCUAGAUCACAAAGGCUUAUGAGAAGAUAUUGUCAGUGUUAUCUAGUUAAAGCCCAUACUGUUUGUUUUUUUGAUAUUGUGUGCGCCAUAUUUUAGUUUAUUUGUCUAUAUUUCUAAUUUUAUUAUUUGCAUUGAAUAAAUCGAUAAAUUAGAAAUAAGUAUUAUGACGGUUCUAAGAAGGCUGAAGAAGAUUUGUCUGUUGAUUUAUUGUGCCAUUUAUUCCAUUAUUGUUCUGAUUUAAGCGUUUCAAUAAAGCAGUGUGCAACUUCUGA
Frankliniella occidentalis (western flower thrips) is the source of this 4151-nucleotide messenger RNA. RefSeq names its product transcription initiation factor TFIID subunit 4-like. The transcript is spliced from 3 exons. Bases 328 to 1692 code for a protein of 454 amino acids. Lineage: Eukaryota; Metazoa; Arthropoda; Insecta; Thysanoptera; Thripidae. The record is from RefSeq and is a predicted model, not a curated record.